CGUAGCCACUGCUAGAUCCUUCUCUCUUGUCCAAUUUGUCGUGCUCAGCUCGCCGCUCUCACAGCCUCCUCGCAUUCCCAACAGUACGGCAAACAACCAGCCGGCUCUCUCUCUCUCUCUCUCUUCAAUGUCAAAUGCCCUCUCUCACAUGCCUUCUGCUCCGCCUCCUCUCACAAACCCUGACUUAUUUUACUUCCUAAUUUUCCAAAAUGCCUUCACACUUCCUCUCUAAUUCCCCUUCUACCCCUACCACCAAAACCUCUGACCUCCAAAACGACACCGCCGUUUCCCUCACCUCAACCUCCUCCUCCUCCUCCUCCUCCUCUACUGCUCCAGACAUGUGGACUUACCUUUGGAUCCCUUUCUUAAUGUCACUCUCUAAAGAGCUAACCCUAGCUCGAGCAGCAACAGCUACAACUUCUUCUCCUUCGAUUCUCCCCCCGAGUCAACUCGCCGAUGAUGACUCGCCUUCCGUGCCUAGGUGUUCGGCCCCGGACAUCAAGUUGAAUUACCGGCCGGUGAUUGGAAUUUUAAGUCAUCCAGGCGACGGUGCCUCCGGAAGGCUGAACAACGCGACAAACGCUUCGUAUAUUGCGGCGUCGUACGUUAAGUUUGUUGAAUCGGCUGGUGCCAGGGUUAUUCCCUUGAUUUAUAACGAGCCACGAGAGAUUCUUUUUGAGAAGCUCAAUCUGGUAAAUGGAGUGCUCUUUACAGGAGGUUGGGCUAAAACUGGUUUAUACUUUGACACUGUGAAGGCAAUUUUCAAGGAAAUUUUAGCAAAGAAUGAUGCAGGCUUCCAUUUCCCAGUGUAUGCCAUCUGCUUAGGCUUUGAAAUCCUUACAAUGAUCAUUAGUGAGGACAAUCAAAUUCUGGAAACAUUUAAUGCAGCAGAUCAGGCUUCUACUCUUCAAUUUAUGAAUAACAUAAAUAUCAAAGGAACUGUAUUUCGGAGAUUUCCUCCAGAUUUGCUUAAAAGAUUGAGUACAGAUUGCCUAGUCAUGCAAAACCAUCGUUAUGGCAUCUCACCACAACGGUUUCAGGAGAAUGAACAUCUAUCUAGUUUCUUUGAGAUCUUGACUACUAGUACAGAUGAAGAUAACCAGGUCUAUGUCUCCACUGUACAAGCUUGCGGCUAUCCUGUGACUGCCUUCCAAUGGCAUCCUGAGAAAAAUGCUUUUGAAUGGGGUUUAUCAAUGAUUCCACACUCAGAGGAUGCCAUUCAAGUUACCCAACACAUUGCAAACUUCUUUGUUAGUGAAGCUAGAAAGUCCUUGAACAGGCCAUCUUCUCGGAAGGUACUCGCCAAUUUAAUCUACAAUUACAGUCCCACAUAUUGCGGGAAAGCUGGGAAGGGAUAUGAUGAGGUUUACAUCUUCUCAGAGCAAAAGGCACCGAAGUAUACAAGGUGCGCUGUGCAUGGUGAUUGUCAUGGACAUGUGAAGUUGUAAAUGUUUAGGACUCAACUCUUCAAAUCUGAACGCUUAAAUUGCAUCAUUGUCUAGGCUGAAGAUUGGACUGCACUGUAAAUUGCCAUAUGUUAAUAUUGAAGAUUUAAGGAA
This is a messenger RNA of Populus trichocarpa (black cottonwood), 1559 nucleotides long. Its product is annotated as gamma-glutamyl hydrolase 2. Gene Ontology annotation, biological process: tetrahydrofolylpolyglutamate metabolic process. Gene Ontology annotation, cellular component: vacuole. Bases 210 to 1448 code for a protein of 412 amino acids. Gene Ontology annotation, molecular function: gamma-glutamyl-peptidase activity. Lineage: Eukaryota; Viridiplantae; Streptophyta; Magnoliopsida; Malpighiales; Salicaceae. The record is from RefSeq and is a predicted model, not a curated record. The transcript has 10 exons.